Anguilla anguilla (European eel) is the source of this 966-nucleotide messenger RNA. It is a transcript of the gene tmem267, whose product is annotated as transmembrane protein 267. Bases 272 to 937 code for a protein of 221 amino acids. The record is from RefSeq and is a predicted model, not a curated record. NCBI's taxonomy places the organism in Eukaryota, Metazoa, Chordata, Actinopteri, Anguilliformes, Anguillidae. The transcript is spliced from 3 exons.
GUCUUCCUGCUCACGCUGCAUCCGAGCGAAGCUUGCUUGCUAGUCCUGCUGGAUGUCCAGACAGUUGACUAGAAGACGGAUUUCGAGCUGAUACGUUUUGAAUGAUAAGGAUGUGGGCGUGCUGACCCUGUUGUGGGUAAAGGGAGUAUUCGGGCUGACCGGUUGCUUGCGUCUGAUUGGCUGUUUCAGGAUGUGGGCGUGCUGACCCUGCUGUGGGCGGGGCCGGCCAUGCGUUAGUGCGCCGGCGAACGCGGACCCCUGGUCUGUCGCCAUGGCGAUGGCGGUGAACGCGGCGGCGGAGGCGGAGAAGGCGCGGGCGCUCCUGCAGACCUUCAGCUCGGCGUCGGUGGCAGCCAGCGUGGGCCUGGGCGUCUUCUGCUUCUGCGCCGACCGCCUGCUGCAGCUGUCACUCAUCCAGAGCCACCUAUGGCUGCGUGCUGCCGCCGACAACGCGGUCCACGCUGCCAUCGCGCUCUGGGCCUGGGCCAUCGUCAUCGGCCUGAGGAAGAGGAGCGACCUGUGCGAGGUGGCGCUGGCCGGCUUCUUCGCCUCUGUCAUCGACCUGGAUCACUUCUACCUGGCCGGCUCGCUGUCACUCAAGGCGGCUGUCAGCCUGCCCCACCGCCCCCCACUGCACUGCUCCACGCUGAUCCCGGUGCUCUGCCUGUCGCUGAGGCUGCUCAUGUGGCUGUUCCGGCUGAAGGACUCCUGGUGCUUCCUCCCCUGGAUGCUCUUCAUCGCGCUGGCGUCCCACCACGUGCGGGAUGGGGUGCGGCACGGCCUGUGGGUGUGGCCCCUGGGGAACACCGCACCCGUGCCCUACUGGCUGUACGUGGGCAUCAGCGCCACCCUGCCCCACCUCUGCUCCGUGCUCAUGUACCUGACGGGCACCAGAGACGUGAUCUCCACCAAACACGGCGUCGCCAUCGACGUCUGACCCCCCCCCCCCCCCCCACCGUGCUGUGC